This is a messenger RNA of Lagopus leucura (white-tailed ptarmigan), 2785 nucleotides long. RefSeq names its product prune exopolyphosphatase 1 (gene PRUNE1). Gene Ontology annotation, cellular component: cytoplasm. The transcript has 8 exons. Bases 1093 to 2478 code for a protein of 461 amino acids. Gene Ontology annotation, molecular function: exopolyphosphatase activity. The record is from RefSeq and is a predicted model, not a curated record. NCBI's taxonomy places the organism in Eukaryota, Metazoa, Chordata, Aves, Galliformes, Phasianidae.
CCGGCCCCCACAGCAGCAGCGGUCAGGGACCCCCACGCGGCACCCCCUGUGCGCUCGGCUCCCAUCCGGGUGCGGCUGAACGGGAAACUUCCAAGGGAAGAAGCGGGGAAUUUUGGAGCGCGUUGCGCCGCUUCGGUGCCGGCUCCGCGCCUCCCCCGCCCACCGGGGAUCCCGAAGUCAAAACGCAGCCAAAGAUGAGGCAAAAUCCUCCAAAACGCACCGAAACCCAAACGCUCGGCCGUGAGCUCCGCUGCCAGAAGGGGCUCCUUUCCCAGGCGAAACCGAGCAGCCGCUCCCUGCCCCGUCCCUGCGCCGUCUCACUGCGCCCAAUUCACUUCCAAAGCGGGCGGGCAGACAGCAGGGCGCCGCGGCCCGCAGCCCUUCCCUCGGCGUGGCUCUGAGUCACCCUCCCACGUCAGCCCGUCCUCGGCUCGCCCUCCUGGCACCGCUCAGCUCUGACAGCAGCCCUUUCCCCCCCCCCCCCAGCAGUGGCCCAGGAGCUCCGGCACACGCCACGAAGGCGCCGACCCCGCAAACCCACCCUUGGGCUGAAGGGCUCUGCAGGUUCAGAGGGUCCUGGCAGCUUUAAACCAAACCAGCCGCAGAACUGGGAAAAGCUCUGCGGGGAGAGGGCGGCUUCGCCGGGUUUGGACCGAAGCAGCGCAGUCAGACCCCGCCUUCCUGGGGCGUUAUGGCAAUAAAGGCACCGCGACCCGGCAGCUUUAUAAUGAGCCCGUCCCCUUUGCCCCCCAGGAGCCCAAGGAGUGCAGCGCUCUUGGAAAGGAAGACCCACAAGGGAAGCAAAUGGGUGCGCAGCGCUCAAAGGCAAACUGAAAGCUCAGAGCUGUGAAGGUAAAGCUCGCCGUUCCCCAGUGCCGGGAUGGGAACCGCAGCCCAGCGUUACGCUUCAGAGGUAGGAAGCAGAAAAACAACGCUGCGAAUUGCUCAUCCCACAGCACGAAAACAAAGAGGAAUUCAGGCCUGGAGCCAGGGAAGCAAAGCACUCAAACAGCCAAGCAGCAGCAGAGCGCUCUCAAAGGAGCGCGGGGCCCAAAGCAAAGCAGCGCUGAAGCGCUCUGCUGGACGGAGGCCAUGAAGUCGUCCUGCGCUGCUGCCCCGCUCCUUUCUGCGCAAAACCACGGCGUCCUGCAGCCACAGCGGGGAGGUGAGAAUAAAUGCGCGCUGCUGGUGCUGCAGAGGAACAAACCUCCCUGCUGGGAAAUGCAACACCUGCACUCCCCGGAGCACAUCCAGCGUCGCCAGGAGGUGCAUGUGGUGAUGGGCAACGAGGCCUGCGACCUGGACUCCACCGUGUCUGCCCUGGCGCUGGCCUAUUUCCUGGCAAAGACCUCCGUGCCACCCAGAGCCGCCUUCAUCCCGGUGCUGAACAUCCCACGCGCCGACUUCGCCCUCCGCACGGAGACGACGUUCCUGCUGCGGGAGCACAGCAUUCCGGACUCCUCGCUCAUCUUCCGCGAUGAAAUCGACCUGGCAGGGCUGCACAGCGCCGGGCUGCUCUCACUGACCUUGGUGGAUCACCACGUCCUGCCCAGCGCUGACGCAGCCCUGGAGGAGGCCGUGGUGGACGUGCUGGACCACCGGCCGCUGGAGCGGGAGUGGGCACCCAGCUGCCAGCUCACGGUGGAGCUGGUGGGCUCCUGCGCCACGCUGGUGACGGAACGGAUCGCCCAGGGCCCCCCAGGCGUGCUGGACCGGACCACGGCCGCGCUGCUGCACGGCACCAUCCUGCUGGACAGCGUGAACCUGAGCCCCGCGGCCGGCAAAGUGACGCCCCGCGAUGUGCGCUGCGUCUCCCUGCUCGAGUCGCGCUUCCCGGAGCUGCCGCCCCACGACAGCAUCUAUGGAGCUCUGCAGGCGGCCAAGUUCAACGUCUCAGGGCUGACGACGGAGCAGAUGCUGCGGAAGGACCUCAAGACUGUCUCCGGUGAUGAACAAGUCCUCGCCACCAGCGGCAUCUACAUGGACAUAGAGCUCUUCCUGCGCCGCCCCGGUUUGCUGCAGGACCUGGAAGCGUUCUGCCAGGCCCGUGGCUACUCUGUGCUGGUGGCCAUGACGGUUUCCUUUAACGAGUGCUAUGAGCCUAAGCGGCAGCUGGCGGUGUACAGCUGGCAUGAGGCCCUGCGGAGCACGGUGUGCCGUGCGCUGGAGGAGGCCACAACCCCGGCGCUGCAGCUGCAGGCCCUGCCCAGCCCCUGGCCCUGCAUCAGCGCCUACACGCAGGGCAACACGCUGGCCUCCAGGAAGAAGGUGCUGCCCAUCCUGCGGGCCACUCUGGGGGGGACGCCGGGCACCGCAGCAGGGAUGGAGGAGGAGGUGGCCCCCCCACCCACCCCGAUGAACAGCCUGGUGGAAGAGAGCCCGCUGGCACAGGCUGUGCCCCCCGUCUGCCCCCAGGCUGUGCUGGAGCGGGUCAGCCGCAUGGCCGCCGAGCAGCCGCCCCCCGACUGUGACAAGUGAGGGGCCGAGGUGGCGCUGGGGUGCUGUGGGGUCCCGUCCCCAGCAUGGAGCCGCUGCUUCCUCUGAGCCCAGCUGGCUGCCGCAGCCCCCUCCUCACUGCCGACUGCCCCAGUGCCCCCCCUUCCCACCGGGGUUGGUGCUGUGGGGCCGCAAGGAGCCGGGCAGCACACGGCCCACGAAGGCACCGGGGCUCUUAAGGAAUUCUUCCCCUCCUGGCCGUUGGGGGCUGAAGUGCCGCAGCUGGGCACGCAGCUGCCUGGAGGCCGUUAGCUGCCAUUUCAGUACUAAAUUUGCCUCUUCCCCCCCA